CAGCUUGUCUACCGGACCAGCACAAGUCUUGCAACUCUCGGAGCAGUUUCUUGUGGACCCCAACAAGCCGACGCUCCUGCAGGGCAAAUAAACUCUUUAGUGGGCGAAGUGGACGUCAGUAGCAGUGAUACCAGUGACUGUGAUUAAGUGGUUAUACUGAAUGUGACGUCAUCUUGUGAGUUUAAAAGUGAUCUCACAAUCCAUCUACACACGGAACGCACAAGAAACCGAGCAAUGAUCUGCUCUCUCCGGUUUGUGGUUAACUGAAGAGACGCAAUGAAGGGACAGAAGCUGCUUCUGGCGGUAUCCAUCUUGCUGCACCUCGUCUGUCUGCUAGGGAUUCCACCUGUUAGCGUCGCGGCGCCCAGCCCGCAGGAAUCUCCGUUUGAACUCCCAGUGCAACUUAUCGGAUUUCCUAUCAUAAUCGUAGCAGUGAGGCUGUCCAAUUUCGUGAAGAAACUUGCAUAUUCACUGAACCCACGAACUUACACCAGUAGGACAAGGCGCAGUGCACCUCUGGCGGAGCCGCCACUGAACAUAGCUGCAGUGGAGAAGCGGCUCAUAGCAGAGCUGGGAGAACACGUGUGCGUGUUCGAGAACGUGUGCGAAGAGUAUGCGGAACACGCCAGAACACUAGGAGGCUCGAACCAUGUCCUGGAUUGGGAACAAUUGUUCAAAGGGUACGAUGCCUCGGAUGCCGAUGACAAGCGAAACUACUUGCUGAGUGUAUUUCUGGGAGACAUUGUUGCCUCUCCGGGACUCUGCCAUCAACUGGCGAAGAGAGGACGUGGCUGUACGGGGAUUCCUCCCGCCAAAGGGAUCAGAUCACGUGGCUCUAUGAAACUGAGACGAACACAAAACUGAAAACACACCGGAGACAAUCCGUAGGAAACGAAUCGUUAAACGUUGUUAAAGUACUUUAAAUGGGGGGGAUUGUAAAUAUUUCGAAGUAGAUGGGAAAAUAAUCUACCUGAGACAGAGACGAGCAGUGAAGGAGAGCUGGGCGUUAGGAUUUUGAACUUUUUGUGUCUUUUUAUGUUACAUAGUACGUAUUAAUCAUAGCCGGUCACGGUAGCCGAGCGGUCUAAGGCAUGUACUGUCUUCG
Molecule: messenger RNA, 1105 nt
Organism: Cryptotermes secundus
Lineage: Eukaryota; Metazoa; Arthropoda; Insecta; Blattodea; Kalotermitidae
Exons: 4
Coding region: 277-864 (195 amino acids)
Source: RefSeq, a predicted model, not a curated record